This is a messenger RNA of Pelobates fuscus (common spadefoot toad), 3306 nucleotides long. It is a transcript of the gene TMC3, whose product is annotated as transmembrane channel like 3. Lineage: Eukaryota; Metazoa; Chordata; Amphibia; Anura; Pelobatidae. The record is from RefSeq and is a predicted model, not a curated record. Gene Ontology annotation, molecular function: mechanosensitive monoatomic ion channel activity. Bases 1 to 3306 code for a protein of 1101 amino acids. The transcript is spliced from 22 exons. Gene Ontology annotation, cellular component: plasma membrane.
AUGACUGCAGUUAGUGUUCAUUCUGCACUGAAAUCAACCAAGUCAACAAAAAGAUAUAAAAGUGUCAGGAGGAAUGCCAGCAUCUACAGAGUUCCCCCUCACAGUAAUUCAGAUGAAGAUGAUGCUGAUGGGAAAGAGGACAACAAUGACCCUGAAACAAUCUUCCAGAAUAUACAAAUGCAAAAGGAGAUUGUGGCAAACAUUCGGUGCAGACCUUGGCCAAUGAGACAGAAGCUCCGCUCACUCAGGCAGGCUAAAGAAAUUGUGCUAAAAUAUGAAGGCAGACUAACUAGAACAAGAGGAUACCAGGCAGCAGGUGCAGAGCUUUGGAGAAAAUUUGCACGACUGUUGUAUAACUUUGUUGUCCUUUUUAUUCCAUGGGAAAUGAGGAUAAAGAAAAUAGAAAGUCAUUUUGGAUCAGGAGUGGCAUCCUACUUCAUCUUCCUGAGGUGGUUGUUUGGGAUUAACAUUGUACUCACAAUCUUGACUGGAGCGUUUGUUGUAUUGCCAGAGAUCCUAGCUGGAGCUCCUUUUGGAACCACAAUCAAUAAGAAAAUCCCUGAUAAGGAAUUUCCGUCAGCACAGGACCUCAACACCAUCUGGUCAUUGGGGGGUUAUCUUCAGUACUCUGUGUUGUUUUAUGGUUACUAUGGCCGGGAAAGGAAGAUCGGAAGAGCCGGGUAUCGCCUGCCACUGGCUUAUUUUCUGGUUGGAAUGGCUGUCUUUGCCUACAGUUUCAUCACACUGUUAAGAAAAAUGGCUAAGAACUCACGCCUCAGCUUGGCCAGUGCAUCUGAUGAAAACUAUACGUUCUGCUGGAGAAUCUUCUGUGCAUGGGACUACCUCAUUGGGAAUCCAGAAGCUGCAGAGAGCAAAAUGGCCGCCAUAGUUAACAGUAUCAGAGAAGCCAUAUUGGAAGAGCAAGAAAAAAGGAAAAGUACGAAUCUGGCAGUCACAAUAAGCCUUCGGAUCCUUGCAAACAUUCUAGUUCUUCUCUCCCUUGCUGGCAGCAUUUACAUCAUAUAUUUUGUGGUGGAUAGAUCCCAAAAACUUGAACGUACAAAAACUGAACUAACUCUUUGGGAAAAAAAUGAGGUGAGCGUUGUUGUCUCGCUAAUUACCAUGAUUGCUCCGUCGGCUUUUGAGCUUGUUGCUGCAUUGGAAAUGUACCAUCCCAGAACUACAUUACGAUUUCAGCUUGCAAGGGUUCUUGUGUUAUAUCUGGGAAACCUCUACAGUUUAAUAAUUGCCCUACUGGACAAAGUCAAUAUCAUGAGUAACAGUAGCAAUGACACAUCUAUAGAUUCAGCUCCACUUUUCGCCACAACAGCAUUAACCAUCUUAUCUACAGCAAGUCCGGAUUUGGAGCAACAAGGAAACUCUACUCUGGCUUUGGAUUUGGAUCAAAACAUAACAAAAGCCAUGCAACUAAGUAACCAGACAACUUCCUCCGUUGUCUCAGUUACCUCACUUCAUAAAAGUGAAUGCUGGGAGACCUAUGUUGGACAGGAGAUGUUAAAGCUCUCUAUAAUCGAUAUGAUUUUUACUGUGGCAAGUAUUCUUCUUAUCGACUUCUUCCGUGGCCUUUUUGUACGCUAUUUGAGUGAUUGCUGUUGCUGGGAUUUAGAAAGCAAGUUUCCGGAGUAUGGUGAAUUCAAAAUUGCUGAAAAUGUUCUACAUCUGGUCUACAAUCAAGGGAUGAUUUGGAUGGGAGCCUUUUUUUCGCCCUGUCUACCAGCGUUCAAUGUUUUCAAAUUGAUAGGACUGAUGUAUUUAAGAAGCUGGGCAGUGCUGACUUGCAAUGUUCCCCAUCAGCAAGUUUUCAGAGCUUCAAGAUCUAAUAAUUUCUACCUGGCUAUGCUACUCUUCAUGCUGUUUCUCUGCAUGCUUCCAACUGUCUUCUCAAUAGUAAGGUAUAAGCCAUCCAUAAACUGCGGUCCUUUUAGUGGGCAAGAGAAAAUUUAUGAUAUUAUUUCGGAAACCAUUGAAACUGAUUUUCCUGCUUGGUUUAACACAGUGAUGAGCUAUGUAAGCAGUCCAGUAGUGGUUGUUCCAGCUUUGCUUCUCCUCUUUAUGCUAAUUUAUUAUCUUCAGAGCAUUGCACGGUCACUAAAAUUCACCAACAACCAGCUAAGAGCACAGCUCCAGAACGAAAGAAUUGAGGACAAGAAAAAAGUUAUUAAAUUGGCUGUGGCUCGGUUUCAAAAUAAAGAUGGACAUGACAAAAAGCAAGAUGCAGACAGUGAUAUAACCAGUCAGGAAUCUUCUGUGCGAUCCUCCACACCGAGGAAGAAUGGAAGUGUGGUGAAUUUUGAAUCUCCAGGGAGUAAAAACAGCAGAAUCCAAACUAUAUCUCAAUCUGUACCACGAGCUGGAAUAUCACAAUCCCCAAAACUAACGCAAAGCCCCUCUGUGUCAGGAGUGCAAAAACAAAGGUCGGAGCAUGUUGCCAGCAGGCCUCCAAGCAUCAAAUUGGGAAGUGUCAGUGAAUCUUGUCGAAACAAGAGCUACAACGCAACACAUACUAAGAAACAUGUUGAAAAUUCCCAGUCUGAGCCCCUGUUUAGAAGAGGAAUAAGACAAACAACACCAGACCACCGGGGAGCUGGAGCACCAAGCCUGCAACCACAUAGACCUCAUACGAAAUAUUUUAUUGUAAAUGAACAUGAUUCUCGCAAGAAGAUUAUCCGGUCAACAUCUCGGCUUCCAAGACAUUUUCGUAUGGAAGGGUCUGGUGACAUUGUGGAAUUAUACCCAAGGAACAUCAGGAGAUACGUUGUUCAAACUCCACGUCGCUCUUACUCACCACAUCUGAGUGACGAAGAAGAAGAUGAACUGCAAAGAGACUUAAUACGCAGGUCUCACCGGCCUCGCUCACUGUCAGAUCUUCGAUAUCCUCCUCGAUUUUACAUUGGAGACAGAAAAGAAAGUCAGAUUUUAUCUGGUAGAGACCUGGUUAAAAUGCAGUACAAGUCAUGGGAAGGAGGCUUCCAGCUUGAGACAGAAAAUCCUCAUCAUCGCAAAAAGAUAAAUCUAAAGAACAUAGAUCUUGAUGAACAGUAUGUGGAACGACACCGGAAAGUGAAAUCUAAGCACAAGCAUGAGCCGUGUCUUACAGAAUCCGACUCUGUUUCUAAUGCGUCUAGUAGUGACCAGCAAAACAGCAGUACUGACCAGUACAUCCAAGUCAUUCAUAAUAAAGACAAGUAUUUAAAAAACAGUGGGAAGAUGAUUAGAAAGAAAUCGAAAGGCAAUGCGGACUUAAAGGUUUCUCCUCUAAGUGAAUUAAUUUGUUCCAAUGUUUAG